This is a messenger RNA of Spinacia oleracea (spinach), 1236 nucleotides long. RefSeq lists its product as uncharacterized. The coding region runs from base 1 to 1236 and encodes 411 amino acids. The record is from RefSeq and is a predicted model, not a curated record. Lineage: Eukaryota; Viridiplantae; Streptophyta; Magnoliopsida; Caryophyllales; Amaranthaceae. The transcript is spliced from 4 exons.
AUGGAUCGCUUAUCUCCCGAAGACAAGGGUGUAGUGGAAGUACCCGUUUGGCUGUCCAAAGAACCCACCUUGCCGGCUACUAAGAAGCGUCCGGCAUCUUCGACGGAGGCUCCUAAGCCAAAACGACCCUUCUUUAAGAAGAUGGGUCCGGCCGACGCUGUCACCAAGCCGUCGGUACCAAAACCGUCCGCUCCCCCAGCUGAGGGGGAGGUUCCUCCUAUCCAGACGCCCAUUCCUCCUCCUGAGCAAAAGGAGGUUCCCUCCCAGGUGGACACCGAAAUGGAUGGUACUGCCGGAGCAGCUGCUGACGAGGCAGCAGUCGAUCAGACUGCGGCGGCUGACGCCCCCGCCUUGUCCAGAGAGGACAAAGGUAAAGGCAAGGAGACUGAGGCUCCUUCUACUGAUAAUGCCUCUACUCCUCCUGCAACUUCGCCAAUUGUUGAGAUGUUCAAGCAGAUGCGUCGGGCCGAGGUGGCGAGCAUCCCUCCUUCUGCCGGUUUUAGCUCAGAGGCGAAGGAUAAAAUCCUUGCCGAUGUGUAUGCGGCCAUCCCUGAGGAGUACGUGAGGUCACUCCCCGGGAUUGACUUGGGAUUCUUAGGGUCCAUUCAGUCUCUCGUCCUUGAUCUUUUCAUUCGCUGUGCUGAGAGUAGGAACUACCGUUUUGAUAUGCACAAUGAGAUGCUCAAGCACAAGGACCAGAUCGAGAAUCAUGAGCAAUAUGCUGAGAAGACGGCCAGGUUGAUCAACUUGGACGCGGAUAAGGAGAUUGCUCUGAAGACGGAAGAGCUGAAGAAGGCCGAGAUGGACGCUGAGAAAUAUGCAGAGAAGCUGCUGGAGCAUGAGGGGAGGCUUACCGUGUUGAGAAAGGAGUACUCUUCCGUCUUAGAGCGGGUGACUGAUUUCUCUUCCAAGGUGAACGUUCUGGAAGGUCAGCUCAAGGCCAUGCAGGGGAAGAUCGAGGCCGUGCGCAAGGAGGCUGCAAGCUCUUUUAAGUUGGGCGAGGAGUCCAUCUUGGAGAGUGCCCAAAAGGCGUGGGAUCAGUCUAUGGACGGGAAGGAUUUUUCCUGGUUCAAACGCCGUAUCUCCCACCAGAUAGUUGUUUCGACGGCUAGGCGCUUGGGCUUAGAUCCUCCCGAGUUUGUUAGUGACGGGGAGGAAGACGUAGAAGAAGACGAGGUGAACUCCCCUGAAGGCCAGGACGUCCAGGACGGGAGUUCCAUUGCCCCUCCUCCUUGA